This is a messenger RNA of Pseudophryne corroboree (corroboree frog), 3547 nucleotides long. It is a transcript of the gene CLOCK, whose product is annotated as clock circadian regulator. Gene Ontology annotation, biological process: circadian regulation of gene expression; regulation of transcription by RNA polymerase II. NCBI's taxonomy places the organism in Eukaryota, Metazoa, Chordata, Amphibia, Anura, Myobatrachidae. Gene Ontology annotation, molecular function: protein dimerization activity; DNA-binding transcription factor activity, RNA polymerase II-specific; E-box binding. The record is from RefSeq and is a predicted model, not a curated record. The transcript is spliced from 24 exons. Gene Ontology annotation, cellular component: CLOCK-BMAL transcription complex; nucleus; cytoplasm. The coding region runs from base 503 to 2989 and encodes 828 amino acids.
UAAUAGUGAUGGUGGAGGAGUGAGCAUUAGCAGAUCUGUGCGCACACAGCGCUUGUCAUCGCAUCAGCGCUCAGAGCGGGGACGUGGGCCCUAGCUGGGCUGUCAUCCCUAGAAAUACCCCAGCUGCCGCUGCUAUAUGGUGAGGAAGAGAACGGAGAUGGAGAUCUGCAGCUGCUGACUGGUGAUUUAUUAAGGAGAUUCCAGAAAAGAAAAAGGUGUAUUUAUACAAAAACUACUCUUGUGAAACCAGUUGGCUCUUCAGGCUUGUCUUUGUUCUAGUGCUGACACUAGCUGUUGUUUUCACUGCCAGAAGGUGGAAUGUAUCUAUCUGACUUGAACAUAGAGAUGGAGCUGUGAUCCCGGAGACUUACCUGUCCUACCUACCAUCCACUCUGUAGAUGAGACCAUUCAGUCUGACAGCACACAGCAAGACUAGCAUACAAAUGUCUCCUACAAGGCUAAAGUGUGGCAUUUUCUACUUUUUUCCAUAAGCAACCAUAAGAUGAGCUCUAUCACAGACAGAGAUGAUGGGAGUAUUUUUGAUGGACUUGUGGAUGAAGAUGAUAAGGAUAAAGCAAAAAGGGUGUCUCGGAACAAGUCUGAGAAGAAGCGUAGAGACCAGUUUAACGUGCUCAUUAAGGAGCUUGGCUCUAUGCUGCCAGGAAAUGCUCGGAAGAUGGACAAAUCCACAGUGUUGCAAAAGAGCAUUGAUUUCCUGCGGAAACAUAAAGAAAUCAGCGCACAGUCAGAUGCAAGCGAAAUUCAACAAGACUGGAAGCCUGCGUUCCUUAGUAACGAGGAGUUUACACAGCUCAUGCUGGAGGCCCUGGAUGGCUUUUUCCUGGCCGUUAUGACAGAUGGAAAUAUAAUCUAUGUGUCAGAGAGUGUGACACCAUUACUUGAACACUUACCUUCUGAUCUUGUUGAUCAGAGUAUAUUUAAUUUUGUCCCCGAAGGGGAACAUUCAGAGAUCUAUAAAAUCCUGUCUACGCGCAUGCUGGAAAGUGGUUCUUUGAGUUCGGAUUACCUGAAAGCAAAAAAUGAGCUUGAAUUCUGCUGCCACAUGCUGCGGGGAACUGUCGACCCAAAAGAGACAGCUACGUAUGAAUUUGUAAAAUGCAUUGGAAAUUUCAAGUCCUUAAAUAAUGUGCCCAGUUCUACACGCAAUGGCUUUGAUGGUGCAUUACAGAGGUCUCUCAGGCCAACAUAUGAAGAGCGAGUCUGCUUUGUAGCUACUGUAAGAUUAGCUACGCCUCAGUUCAUUAAGGAAAUGUGCACCGUUGAGGAACCCAACGAGGAGUUUACAUCAAGGCACAGUUUGGAAUGGAAGUUUCUUUUCUUAGAUCACAGGGCUCCUCCAAUUAUAGGAUAUUUACCUUUUGAGGUGCUGGGGACUUCUGGUUAUGAUUAUUAUCAUGUGGACGACCUGGAGAAUCUUGCAAAAUGCCAUGAACAUUUAAUGCAGUAUGGGAAGGGCAAGUCAUGUUACUAUAGGUUCCUAACGAAGGGACAGCAAUGGAUAUGGUUGCAGACUCGCUACUACAUCACCUAUCAUCAGUGGAACUCCAGGCCAGAGUUCAUUGUCUGUACGCACACUGUAGUAAGCUAUGCUGAGGUCGGGGCGGAGAGGAGGCGAGAACUUGGCGUUACAGAUUCCCCGCCAGCGAUCAUCUCGGAUAAAAAUCAAGACUCAGUCUCAGACAAUCACAUAACCAAAGACAGCCUGAAGGAUGCCUUGGAAAGGUUUGACGACAGCAGGACGUCGUCACCAUCGUCUAAGAGCUCCAUCAAGUCAUCUUCUCACACAGCAGUGUCUGAUCCAUCAUCCACCCCAACCAAGAUUCCAACAGAGACCAGCACCCCCCUACGUCAGACUCUGUCUGGGUUGGAUAAGAGGCGGUCAUCUAUCAGCAGCCAGACCAUAAGCUCCCAGUCCCUUAACCAGCCGUUAUCACAGCCAGUACAGAAGCAGCCCGCUACUGCUGUACACUUGCAGCCAGGAAUGACUCAGCCCAUAUUUCAGUUUACAGCACAGUUUGGAGCUAUGAAGCACCUAAAGGACCAGCUGGAGCAAAGAACCCGGAUUAUAGAGGAGAAUAUUCACCGGCAGCAGGAGGAGCUGCGUAAGAUUCAGGAACAGCUGCAGAUGGUGCAUGGGCAGGGCUUCCAGAUGUUUUUGCAGCAGCCGACAUCCAACCUAAGCUUUGGACCAUUGCAGGUCUCUUCUGGCAACAACUCGAACAUGCAACAGCUUCCCCAGCUGACCAUGCAGGGCCAAGUGGUUCAGACUAACCAGCUGCAGGGGAGUAUGAGCAGCUGCCACCUGGGAACUCCGCACAUACUACAGCAGCAGCCCCUGCAAAACACCUGCCAGCAGGGCCAGCAGAAUAUGCAUGGAGGGCACUCGCAGCAGACAUCUGUGUCCAGCCAGACACCGGGGACUCUCACUGCUCCGCUGUACAACACUAUGGUGAUCUCACAACCAUCUUCUGCUAACAUGGUGCAAAUGCCAUCCAACAUGCAACAGAGCAACCAGGGGGCAUCUGUGGCCACAUUUUCCCAGGACAGACAGAUCAGAUUUUCACAAGCUCAACAAAUCGUGACUAAACUUGUGACCACGCCGGUGGCUUGCGGAGCAGUUAUGGUUCCAAGCACAAUGUUCAUGGGUCCAGUGGUAACUGCAUACCCGACAUUUGCCACACAGCAGCAACAACCGCAGACCAUUUCAAUUACGCAGCAACAGCAGCAAAGCCAGCAAGACCAGCAGCAGCUCCCUACUGUGCAGCAACAGCAAGCACAAGCACAUCUUGGCCAGCAGACGCAGCAGUUCCUGCAGGCCUCCAGGUUAGUUCAUGGAAACCAGUCGGCUCAGCUCAUCCUCUCCUCUUUUCCUGUACAACAAAGCACUUUUGCUACAUCGCACCAGCAACAGUUAACUCGGCAUAGGACAGACAGUAUGAGUGACCCAUCUAAGGUCCAACAACUGUAGUAAUGACUUGUAGUAGACUUCUCUGCAGAAGAACGCGGAUGGACUGGCUUGGCAGUAUUGAGAAUUGCUAAUCACUAUCAACGCAGCACAAUGAAUGUUUGGUACGAGCGGACAGAGCUCAUUCACGUCAUGGGGAACAGCAUCUCGCUGCAGCUCUCUUACUUGUUUUCUUGUAUAUUGUCAGUAGCACGUUGGUGUGUCAAGGUACAUUUUAUUUAUUGGAAUCCUUUGGUCCUAUAGGUGCUUGCAAGCUCCCAUCCACUAUGUAUAGACCCUUUGGUGUGUACAAGUGGCGGCUUCAGUAUUUCCUCCUUAUUUUUACAUUUAACUCAAUUUUAUUUUUUGUGAGGCACAAUGGUUAUUGUAUUUAGGAAAAUAGGACUUGCUCCUGUGUUACAUUAAGUUUUCCUUAUUUUAGCAAAACAUACAAUACAGGCAAUGUGUCCUCUAACAUCCUUGAUGCAGUUGCGCUAAACAGCACUUGAAGUCGUGCCAUUCCGUGGCGGGACUCUGUAGCACAGUGUCUUUUUUUCAUUUUUUUUUUCAUAAAAGUGCGUC